UUUAUUAUGAUUAACAUUUCAUUACAUAGCAGGUCGCACACUGGCAAAGGUGACGCGCACAUUCUAUCUUCUUUAACGAUAGUACAGUGUAGUUCCUAUGGACGCGGUAGUGUAAGACACAGCGUUACAGUUUCAGUAGUACCGCUAUUUGUAAUUUACUAUGUAAAAGACAACCUGUACACAUCUGGAGGAUGGUUAAUUUCACUGCUACACGUCUAGUGGCUUUGUUGUUGAUUUCUGUAGUUAGUGGAAUCUUUUUAGAGGAUAUGUACCCCUACCCAUACAACGGAAUAGCAGGAGCUGACGAUCAGCUGUUAGGUCCAACAGAUGAUGGAAGUUCUCCUGUCAUCUAUUUCAACUUUAAGUUUUUCAACAAGGCCUACGACACGAUUUACGUUAAUAAUAACGGGCAUCUUUCCUUCACUGGUCAGUAUUCCCGAUACUCUCCCCAACCGUUUCCAGACACUGCUCCAUUGAUCGCGCUGUUUUGGAUAGAUGUCGAUACUCGCACAACUGGCGAGGUUUGGUACAAGCUCACAAAUGACUCUGCUCUCCUCACUCGCGCCAAAGCUGACAUUGCAAACUACUAUGACAAUCAAACUACAUUCCAACCGACCAGCGUUUUUACAGCAACAUGGCUAGAUGUUCCAUACUAUAAUGCCGCUGGAGUUGAUGCGACGAAGAGGAAUACUUUCCAGGUAGUUCUAGUGACGGAUGGAGUCAAAUCCUUUGCAAUGUUCCAUUACCAGACCAUAGAAUGGGCCGGGUAUGCGAAUGGUAAUACACACGCUAUGGUUGGAUUUAAUGCUGGAGACAAUGUAAAUAGCUACACCUUGAACAAUUAUAAUUACGAUGACAUCACCAACCUUGAAUACAGAUCUAACAUUGGUGUUCCUGGAAAGUUCAUCUUCCGAGUUGACGGGACAGCAAUAUUAGCGGCUGGUGAUGCUAUACUAAUGGGUAAGUUUCAGUUAUUUUGCUCCUAAAUAUUUAUGGCUAAGCUUCAUAUGAAUAAGUAUGAUAUAUAUUUUUUAUUCUUAAUCAGUAUUAAUUUUAAUCUUAUUUUUGUAAUAAAGCUAUACAUUAUAAAAUUGAUUGAUGUUUAUUGCACAAAUCUGACAUUGUAUGAAUUAAAUUGUUACUCUUUGAUGUAUUCAGUUUUUAUUGUAUAUUACUUCGUUAUUUUAUUGAAUUACUACAUAUGUGUAUGUUAAGUAUUUGUAAAUACAUAUCAUAUAUAUACAAAAUAAUAAUAAUAAUAUACGAUAAUGUUUUCAAAUCUCGAUUAUUUACAUUUGAUCUCUGAUAACGAAUUCAUAACUUUACGUGCUGUAUUCAAAUUCUCAUGCUGAUAUAAGUGAACAUAUCUAUAUGUGCGUACAUGUGUAUAUCUUAUUGAAAGUGAAAAACAAAUCAAAUGAUAUCAUAUUUCUUUUAUAGUAUUUGAUAAUAUACAUGUAGGUAAAUAAAUUGCAAUCAUAGUAAUUGUCCUUGUAUCUGCAUUGAUGUAUACUGUUAAUUACAAAUCAAACAUCUAUAAUUUGUAUACAAAAACACAUGGUACAACACACUGCCAGGAUUGGAGUGCAAACCCGGACAACAACUGGUACACAUUUACAUUGGUUUGAUACAUCGUAACAAACAUCUAACUAUAAGGAAGGAACUGGGACCGGCUCAUGGAAGCUGAGGACAAACAAUGCUUCCAGCGACAAAUAUAAUUACUCAGAAGGCGUCUAUGAUGUGGUACCUGUUGACUGUGACGAUUUAUUGUACAGUCAAUAAUGUCACGGGCAACUUUCAAAGGCACAUAUAGAUUUUGGUCACAUAAGACGGGAGUCCUCUACCACAGACCAGAUGUUUACAAUGUUACCAACUCUACGUGUGUAUAUACAUGCAAAUGUACAAAUGUAUAUAUUGAAGAAAACUGUACUGGUGUCGUAUAUUUACUGAUUAAAAGAGAAAAAAAUAAUCAAUUAAAAUUGUGCUGAAUAAUUAAAUUAUAUGUAUUAAAAUAUUUCCCUUUUA
Molecule: messenger RNA, 2025 nt
Organism: Pecten maximus
Lineage: Eukaryota; Metazoa; Mollusca; Bivalvia; Pectinida; Pectinidae
Product: sushi, nidogen and EGF-like domain-containing protein 1
Exons: 7
Coding region: 192-986 (264 amino acids)
Biological process (GO): cell-matrix adhesion
Source: RefSeq, a predicted model, not a curated record